UGACGGAAGGAGUUGGCGCGCAGCGGUGCCUAGUGGCGCUGCCAGGCUGCUCCAGAGUACGUGGCAGAGCCCACAGAGGGGCGGGGAGGAGGUUUGGCCUUCUCCUCCCCUGAAGGAGCCUUGGGGCAUCCUGCAAAGUCAGGGCGAUCCUUAAGUGGAUCAGAGCAUCUUUUUGGUGAGAUCUGGGCAGAUGAAAGUGUAUGCAGCAGUCAGCGUCCUCCUCUACGUUCCGUACCCACCGAAAGCCUAGUCAGCGUUUGGCCGCCAGCAACGGUAACCGGAUUUGGGGCCAGGGGACGCCCUCCCUAGUCCGCAUGCGCAGAGUAGGGAGCCUGCUGGCACGACUACAACUCCCAGAGGAACCUCGCCGAGCCGCAGGCGCUCGGCCGCCGGCGCCAUCUUGAAAUCUGAUGCUCAAUCGGCCUGGCUUUGCGUCAGCCCUAGGCGGCUGCUAGAGUCCCGGAUCCCAGCCUGCUAACCCGGGAGGACGUGGAGGACGCGGCGGCGGGAGAGACAGCUGUGCGAGACUUGGCAAGGUUGGACCGGGACCCGCGCUGCUGUCAAUCAGCAUCCCCCUGCGGCGUUUCCACUCCUGCCCGGCUUCCCCAGGGGCGGGGCCGACCACUGUGGUACCCAGAGCGGAGCGCGGUGCUGAGGUUCCCCCCUGCGGGGUGGGGACCUCCACAGAACUGUACCAUGCCAGCUAGACACCUCCGAGGCCGGAGACGGAACGCAACCCAGGGAUAGUGAGCGAUCACUCAGUAGCUGCCACAGGAAAAGCUCGGCACCCGCUAGCAGAGAAGAUGAAGGAGGUUUGCAGGAUCUGUGCCCGGGAGCUGUGUGGAAACCAGCGGCGCUGGAUCUUCCACACGGCGUCCAAGCUUAACCUCCAGGUUCUGCUUUCGCACGUCCUGGGCAAGGAUGUCUGUCGCGAUGGCAAAGCCGAGUUUGCUUGCAGCAAAUGUGCUUUCAUGCUUGAUCGUAUCUAUAGAUUCGAUACCGUUAUUGCCCGGAUCGAAGCCCUUUCUAUUGAGCGCCUGCAGAAGCUGCUGCUGGAGAAGGAUCGCCUCAAGUCCUGCAUUGCCAGUAUGUAUCGGAAGAAUAAUGAUGACUCUGGCGCGGACACUAAAGCAGGGAGUGGGACCGUUGACAUUUCCGGCUUACCCGAUGUGAGAUACUCUGCCCUGCUCCAGGAAGACUUUGCCUAUUCUGGGUUUGAGUGCUGGGUAGAAAAUGAAGAUCAGAUUCAAGAGUCACACAGUUGUCAUGCGUCGGAAGGCCCUGGAAACCGACCCAGGAGAUGCCGUGGUUGUGCAGCUUUGCGAGUUGCAGAUUCUGACUAUGAAGCCAUUUGUAAGGUGCCUCGAAAAGUGGCCAGAAGUAUUUCUUAUGGCCCCUCUAGGUGGUCUACCAGCAUUUGCACUGAAGAACCUGCUUUGUCAGAGGUUGGGCCACCCGAUUUAUCAAGCACAAAGGUGCCCCCAGAUGGAGAAAGCAUGGAGGAAGGGACACCAGGUUCCUCUGUAGAAUCUUUGGAUGCUAGUGUCCAGGCUAGUCCUCCACAACAGAAGGAUGAGGAAACUGAGAGAAGUGCAAAGGAACUUGUAAAGUGUGACUGUUGUUCAGAUGAACAGGCUCCACAGCAUAUCUAUAAUCACAAACUGGAGCUAGCUCUUAACAUGAUUAAAGGUCUUGAUUAUAAGCCCAUCCAGAGCCCCCGAGGGAGCAAGCUUCCUAUUCCACUGAAAUCUAGCCCAUCUGGAGCCAAGCCUGGCCAUAUCAUGACAGAUGGAGUUAGUUCCAGUUUCAUUAACAGGUCUUUGAAACCCCUUUACAAGACACCUGUGAAUUAUCCCUUGGAGAUUUCAGACUUGCAGGAGCUGUGGGAUGAUCUCUGUGAAGAGUAUUUGCCACUCCCUGUCCAGUCCCUGCCUGAAGAUUUGGUACUCAAACAACAAAAGAGGAACUCAGAUGAGACCACUGUAACUCAGCAGUCUAUAUCUGAUUCCCACGUGGCAGAACUUCAGGAAAAACUCCAGCAAACAGAGGCCACCAACAAGACUCUUCAAGAGAAACUAAAUGAAAUGAGCUCUGAACUAAAGUCUGCUCAGGAGUUAUCUCAGAAGCAAGAUGGUACAAUUCAAAGCCUCAAGGAAACUCUGAAAAGCAGGGAAAAUGAGACUGAGGAGUUAUACCAGGUGAUUGAAGGUCAAAAUGACACAAUGGCAAAGCUUCGAGAAAUGCUGCACCAAAGCCAGCUUGGACAGCUUCAGAGCUCUGAGGGUACUUCCCCAGCUCAGCAACAGGUGGCUCUGCUUGAUCUUCAGAGUGCUUUAUUCUGCAGCCAGCUUGAAAUACAGAAGCUUCAGAGGGUGGUACGACAGAAGGAACGCCAACUUGCUGAUGCCAAGCGAUGUGUGCAAUUUGCGGAAGCUGCAGCAAACAAGAGUGAACAGCAGAAAGAAGCUUCUUGGAAACAUAACCAGGAAUUGCGGAAAGCUUUGCAGCAGCUACAAGGAGAAUUGCAGAAUAAGAGCCAACAGCUUCGUACCCUGGAGGCUGAAAAAUACAAUGAGAUUCGAACCCAGGAACAAAACAUUCAACACCUAAACCGUAGUCUAAGUCACAAGGAGCAGCUGCUUCAGGAAUUUCAGGAGCUCCUACAGUAUCGAGAUAAUUCAGAAAAAACCCCUGAAGCAAAUGAAAUGUUGCUUGAGAAACUUCGGCAACGAAUACAUGAUAGAGCUAUUGCUCUAGAGCGGGCUAUAGAUGAAAAGUUCUCUGCUCUAGAAGAAAAAGACAAAGAACUGCGCCAGCUUCAUCUUGCUGUGAGAGAGCGAGAUCAUGACAUAGAGAGACUGUGCAGUGUCCUCUCUUCUAAUGAAGCUACCAUGCAUAGCAUGGAGAGUCUCCUGAGGGCCAAAGGCCUAGAAGUUGAACAGUUAACUGCUACCUGUCACAACCUCCAGUGGCUACAAGAAGAAAUGGAAACCAAAUUUAGCCAUUGGCAGAAGGAACAAGAGAGUAUCGUUCAGCAGUUACAGACAUCUCUUCAUGACAGGAACAAAGAAGUGGAGGAUCUUAGUGCAACAUUGCUCUGCAAACUGGGACCAGGACAGAGUGAAAUAGCUGAGGAGCUCUGCCAGCGUUUACAGCGAAAAGAAAGGAUGCUGCAGGACCUCCUAAGUGAUCGGAACAAACAAGCUUUGGAACAUGAAAUGGAGGUUCAGGUUCUGCUUCAGUCUGUGAGCACCAGGGAGCAGGAGAGCCAGGCUGCUGCAGAGAAGAUGGUGCAAGCCCUAAUGGAAAGAAAUUUAGAAUUACAGGCUGUGCGCCAGCAUUUAGGAGGGAAAGACUUAAUGAUGACUCAAACACUCGUCUCUAACCAACAAGCUAAAGCUACUUCCAUGAGCCCCAAUCUGGGAGAGCAAACUGAUCAAGCAUCAAUGCAAAUACCCUCCAGAAAUGAUAGCACUUCCUUGCCUGCUAAAGAGGAUGCUAGCAUUCCCAGGUCCACAUUAGGAGACUUGGACACAGUUGCAGGACUGGAGAAAGAACUGAGUAAUGCCAAAGAGGAACUUGUACUUAUGACUAAAAAAGAAAGAGAAAGUCAGAUGGAACUUUCUGCUCUACAGUCUAUGAUGGCUGUACAAGAGGAAGAGCUACAGGUGCAGGCUGCUGAUCUGGAGUCCCUGACCAGGAACAUACAGAUAAAAGAAGACCUCAUAAAGGACCUGCAAAUGCAACUGGUUGAUCCUGAAGACAUACCAGCUAUGGAACGCCUGACACAAGAAGUCUUACUUCUUCGAGAAAAAGUUGCUUCAGUAGAAUCCCAAGGUCAAGAAAUUUCAGGAAACCGAAGACAACAGUUGUUGCUGAUGCUAGAAGGACUAGUAGACGAAAAGAGUCGACUCAAUGAGGCCUUACAAGCUGAGAGACAGCUCUAUAGCAGCUUGGUGAAGUUCCAUGCCCAUCCAGAGAGCUCUGAGAGAGAUCGAACUCUGCAGGUGGAACUCGAAGGGGCCCAGGUAUUACGCAGUCGGCUAGAAGAAAUUCUUGGAAGAAGCCUGGAGCGCUUAAGCAGACUGGAGACCCUGGCCGCCGUUGGAGGUGGGGAACUGGAAGGUGCAGCUGCAGGGGAUGACACUGAAGAUGCCAGCACUGAAUUCACUGAUAGUAUUGAGGAGGAGGCUGCACACAACAGCCACCAGCAACUUACCAAGGUGGCUUUGGAUAAAAGCUCGGCAACUGUGGAGACCCAGAACACAUCCCUUUCCCCUCCAUCCCCAGUAGGAGGGGACAGUAACAGGUGUCUUCAGGAGGAAAUGCUCCACCUGAGGGCUGAGAUCCACCAGCACUUAGAGGAGAAGAGAAAAGCUGAAGGGGAACUCAAGGAGCUAAAGGCUCAAAUUGAGGAAGCGGGAUUCUCCUCUGUGUCCCACAUCAGGAAUACCAUGUUGAGCCUUUGCCUUGAGAAUGCAGAGCUGAAAGAGCAGAUGGGAGAAGCAAUGUCUGAUGGAUGGGAGAUGGAGGAAGACAAGGAGAAAGGCAAGGUGAUGGUGGAGACUGUGGUCGCCAAAGGGGAUCUAAAUGAGAAUACCCUUCAGGCUGAGUUCAGAAAGCUCCAGGGAAAACUGAAGAAUGCCCACAACAUCAUCAACCUCCUCAAAGAACACUUGGUACUAAGCAGCAAGGAAGGGAAUAAUAAACUUACUCCAGAGCUCCUUGCACACUUGACCAGGGAGAUUGACAGAAUGAACACAAACCUGGUUUGUUCUCCUGGGAAGAACCAAUGCCAAGAGGAGGAGUUGACCACAAGGCCUUGCCCCAGACCCCAGAGCCUUGACCUUGGGGCCGCCCUGGCAGUGGAUACCCACCAAUUGGAUAACCAGUCUCAGGCCCAGGAUGGUAGGCCUCAAUCAGAAUUUAGCCUGCGUGGUUCUACCAAGCACCUGCGCUCUCAGCUGGCUCAGUGCAGACAAUGCUAUCAAGACCUUCAGGAGAAGCUACUGAUCUCAGAAGCCACUGUCUUUGCCCAGGCAAACCAACUGGAGAAGUACAGAGCCAUAUUUACAGGUGAAUCCCUUGUGAAGCAGGAUAGCAAGCAGGUCCAGGUGGAUCUCCAGGACCUGGGCUAUGAGACUUGUGGUCGAAGUGAAAAUGAGGCUGAACGUGAGGAGACCACCAGCCCUGAAUGUGAGGAGCACAACAGCCUCAGGGACAUGGUACUCAUGGAAGGGCUGUGCUCUGAACAAGGGCGCAUGGGCCCAGCCCUCACUCACCCUCCUGGGAAGAAGCCUUCAGAGAGCCGGCUAGGGAAGCAGGAAGAGUCCCAGGCAUAUGGAAAGUCAGAAAACAUCUCUGUUCUACAAAAGGACAUUAAAGAUCUAAAAGCCCAGCUGCAGAAUGCCAACAAGGUCAUUCAGAACCUCAAGAGCCGUGUCCGGUCUCUCUCGGUUACAAGUGAUUAUUCAUCUAGUCUGGAAAGACCCCGGAAGCUAAGGGCUGUUGGCACCCUUGAGGGGUCUUCACCCCAUAGUGUCACUGAUGAGGAUGAGGGGUGGCUGUCUGAUGGCACUGGGGCCUUCUACCCUCCAGGCCUUCAGGCCAAAAAGGAUCUGGAGAGUCUUGUCCAGAGAGUAUCCCAGCUGGAGGCUCAGCUCCCAAAAACCGGAAUAGAAGGGAAGCUGGCCGAGGAGCUGAGAUCAGCCUCGUGGCCUGGAAAAUAUGAUUCCCUGAUUCAGGAUCAGGCCCGAGAACUAUCCUACCUACGGCAAAAAAUACGAGAAGGGAGGGGUAUUUGUUAUCUUCUCACCCAGCAUGCAAAAGAUACAGUCAAAUCUUUUGAGGAUCUCCUAAGGAGCAAUGAUAUUGACUACUACCUGGGUCAGAGCUUCCGGGAGCAACUUGCCCAGGGAAGUCAGCUGACUGAGAGACUUACCAGCAAACUCAGCACCAAGGAUCAUAAAAAUGAGAAAGAACAAGCUGAACUUGAGCCACUGGCCCUCAGGCUCAGCAGGGAGCUGCAGGAGAAGGAAAAAGUGAUUGAAGUCCUGCAGGCCAAGCUGGAUGCCCGGUCUCUUUCGCCCCCCAGCAGCCAUGCCUUGUCUGACUUCCACCGUUCUCCCAGCAGCACCUCCUUCUUAUCUGAUGAGCUGGAAGCCUGCUCUGACAUGGACAUAGCCAGCGAGUAUACACACUGUGAAGAGAAGAAAGCUUCACCUGGUCACUCAGAUUCCAUCCAUCAUUCAAGUCUUUCUGCUGUAUUGUCUUCUAAACCAUCAGUAACCAGUGCUUCACAGGGGGUUAAGGCGGAGUCCAGCAGCAACCCCAUCAGCUUGCCAACUCCCCUGAAUGCCCCCAAGGAGGCCAACCAGGCCCAUCCAGGCUUUCAUUUUAACUCCAUACCCAAGCCGGUUAGCCUCCCCCAGGCUCCAUUGCCCUCAGCUCCAUCCAGUUUCCUGCCCUUCAGCCCCCUUGGUCCUCCCUUCCUUGGCUGCUGUGAGACACCAGUGGUGUCCUUGGCUGAGGCUCAACAGGAGCUGCAGAUGCUGCAGAAGCAGUUGGGAGAAAGUGUCAGCAGUGUUCCUCCAGCUUCCACAGCCACGUUGCCAGGCAGCCAUUCAGAAACCAGCUCUUCCCACUACCUCAACCCUGCCCAGUCCCACUCUCCAAUGAGGGGUGCCAUGGAAUUGGGCAGAAUCCUGGAUCCUGGAUACCUGGGUAGCAAUGGCCAGUGGGAUGUCAUGAGACCUCAGAAAGGGAGUGUCUCUGGGGACAUCUCUUCAGGUUCUUCAGUGUAUCAGCUUAACUCCAAACCCACAGGGGCUGACCUACUGGAAGAGCAUCUUGGUGAAAUCCGGAACCUGCGCCAGCGGCUGGAAGAGUCCAUCUGCAUCAAUGACCGCCUGCGGGAGCAGCUGGAACACCGGCUCAGUUCCACUGCCCGUGACAGUGGAUCCACCUCUCACUUCUACAGUCAGAGCCUGGAAUCUAUGCCUCAGCUCUACAAUGAGAACAGAGCCCUCAGGGAAGAAAACCGGAGCCUUCAAGCUCAGCUGAGUCACGUUUCCAGAGGGCACUCACAGGAAACAGAAUGCCUGAGGGACGCUCUGUUCUCCUCUCGAUCCCGCCUUCAAGAGCUGGAAAAGGAGCUGGAGCAGCAAAAGAUGGAGCGGCAGCAGCUUCUAGAAGACCUGCAGGAGAAGCAACAGGAGAUCUUGCAUUUCAGGGAGGAACGUCUGUCCCUCCAGGAAAAUGACUCCAGACUGCAACACAAGCUGGCCCUCCUGCAGCAGCAGUGUGAAGAGAAACAGCAGCUCUUCCAGUCCCUGCAGUCAGAGCUACAGAUCUAUGAGGCACUUUAUGGAAAUUCUAAAAAAGGACUAAAAGCUUUCAGCCUGGAUGGCUGUCACCAAGUUCCUUUGAACAGUGACUUGAACCACCUGGUGGCAGAGAUACGAGCUCUGAGAGGGCAACUAGAACAGAGCAUUCAGGUGAACAAUUGUCUGCGGCUACAGCUGGAGCAGCAGUUAGAUGGUGGUACUGGCAAAGGCAGCCUCAGCCCCUCCACUGUGAGCCAGAACUUCCCAACCAACCCUGACCCUGGAAAUAAGCAGUCACUCUUUCAAGAUUCAGUUACUUCCCCUCCAGUUCGUGAUGUUGGCAUGAAUUCUCCUUCUCUGGUCCUUCCCAGCUCUUCUUCCUCUUCUCCUGGCUCAGACACUGCCAUUGUCACCAGGAAAAAUGAGCUGGAAUCAGAUGCUCCUCAAGGAAUGAAGAACUCUCCCAAGCUGGAGGGUGAUACUACAGAUGGCUCCUUCGCCAACAAAAAUGGCCGCCAUGUCAUAGGCCACAUCGAUGACUAUACUGCUCUCAGGGAGCAGAUUGAGGAGGGAAAACCGCUGGUGCAAAAGAUCCUGUCUCUCCUGAGACCCACAUGCAACUUCCUGGGCCUUGAAUCUCAGAGCUCAGAGGCACCAGGCAACAAAGGAGUCCGUGAGCUACGCAGCAGUAUCAGCGCCCUACAACACACCCUAGAAGAGUCAGCCUCCCUCCUGACCAUGUUCUGGCGAGCGGCCCUGCCAAGUUCCCAAGGCCCUGCACUGCCUGGCAAAGCAGAUGAAUCAAUGGAAAGGGAGCUACUGGAUCUGCGAGCCCAAGUAUCCAAACAGGAGAAGCUCCUUCAGAGCACAGCUGAGCGUCUGAAGACUGCCAACCAGCAGAAGGAGAACAUGGAGCAGUUCAUCGUCAACCAGUUGACCAGGACACAUGAUGUUUUGAAGAAGGCAAGGACUAAUUUGGAGGCUUUUUCUACAUGUGCAUGUUUCAUGCUUGGCACUACUUUUCCUAGAAGAUGGCAAACUUCCCCGUUUUUUUGUUUUUCUUCAGACCACGUAACUUGUAGCAUGAACUGGCUCAUCCAGAGGAAAUGGUGAAAUCUCUAAGGCCCCUGCUGUGCACUCCAGCCUUGUGACCCUUGCCUUCCAGGAGCCACACAAGAAGCAAAGCCACCACAGGUCCUUAAAGCAUCAGGAAGAAUGGGCCUGCCCCUCUUUUGCACAACUACCUGUCUGCUGAGGAGAAUCUGGGCUUGAUUCCUCUAAAUCUGCUGGAGGUCUGAAGAUGCAGUCAGAGACGUGUCCUUGUGGGGUAGGCAGAAAGGUAGAAUGACUUCCUGGCAGUGAUGGAAUAACAGUAGCCAAAUUCCCCUGGGCCCAGCAUUAAGCAAAGCACAUGUGAGAUUGCGUAGUAGCACUUGUGACACUGCUUUUGAACAGCCUCAGUGGCAUAGCACCUGCCAGAGCAUGGUUCUCAUCUCAACAGCUAUCCUUAGAUGGUCAACGCGAAGGAAAUAGCUGCCUUCUACACAUGGGACAUGUGAUCCCAAUGCUGAAGCUCCUCCACAGUUAUAGAAGCACACUACUGAGCAGCAGUGCCCUGCUGGACAGUGUCAGUGGGGUUCAGUGAGCACUGGUCACAGAUCCGCACCUAACCAGGUAGCUCCUCUGGGGCAAGUCAGGCUGGACUUCAUGCUGUACCACCAGUUCUGAGAGCUUUGAUUCUGUGUGGGGAAUUGGUGACUUGUUAGAUGCCCUGUCAUGCUUAGCCUAGCAUGAUCUUCUUCAUUUCUUACAUGUUCUCCAAACUGUACUGUCCCUACCCCCAUUAGGUAUGUUAUCCCUUUGUCAUCCUAACUUCCCUCAGGCGAAUUGGGAACUGAUGGCCAUACCAAGCCUAUGGAAAGUCUUGCAUAUAGCAGCCCUCUGCUUGUUUUUAAGUGGUCUGGGCAAGGUCCUAGUUGUACUGAAGCCUAGUCUGUGUCUUCAGAGUGCUCCUAGGAUGUGGGUAUGUGUGUAUAAAUGUAUGAUAGAGAUUUAUUUAUGUUGCUGUAGCAAUAUGUUGAAGGCCAACGUAACUCAUGGAUGGGGAGGACGAGAGGAAACAAUCUUUUUUUGGUGGCUAUUAAAGAAAUAUGUGUAUAAGUAAA
Messenger RNA from Marmota monax (woodchuck), 9490 nucleotides. It is a transcript of the gene Pde4dip, whose product is annotated as myomegalin. NCBI's taxonomy places the organism in Eukaryota, Metazoa, Chordata, Mammalia, Rodentia, Sciuridae. Bases 804 to 8438 code for a protein of 2544 amino acids. Gene Ontology annotation, cellular component: microtubule organizing center. The transcript is spliced from 41 exons. The record is from RefSeq and is a predicted model, not a curated record.